This is a messenger RNA of Yamadazyma tenuis ATCC 10573, 1035 nucleotides long. The record is from RefSeq and is a predicted model, not a curated record. Lineage: Eukaryota; Fungi; Ascomycota; Pichiomycetes; Serinales; Debaryomycetaceae.
AGUUGAUUGGAAGUUGAAAUUGACAGUCCAGAUAGCAAUUUCUCAAACUCAUUGAAUCUACCAGGUAAUUGUCAAUUAGUGUACUGGAACUUAGGGCUGGGGCUUGACCACUAAAUUAUUUUUCGCUACAGGUUUUUAAUUUUUCAAGCUUCUUUUGCUCGUUCCCUAAUUAUUACCCAUCACCAUGACAGUAACAUCCCAUUACAACGUUGGGGUGUUGGCGCUCCAAGGAGCGUUCAUCGAACAUAUCCACCACUUUCAACAGUGUGUGGAUGACUUCCCCCAGGCCACUUUCACGUUCUUGGAAGUCAGAACUCCAGAACAACUUGGCUCGUGCGACGCACUUGUGAUCCCUGGAGGUGAAAGCACCCUGAUCUCGUUGAUUGCCGAGCGGACUGGCCUUCUCACGCCGCUCUUUGAGUUUGUAAAGACCGGCAAACCCAUUUGGGGGACGUGUGCUGGAUUGAUAUUCUUAUCCAAACAGGUGAUAAACGGCAGACAAGGGCAACAGCUCUUGGGAGGCAUGGAUAUCGAGGUGAAAAGAAACGCUUUUGGGCGUCAGUUGGAUUCAUUCAUCACGGACUUGGACUUUUCUAGCUUUGUGCCGGGGUGUGAUAAGUUUCCCACUGUUUUUAUACGGGCUCCGGUGGUGAGUCAGAUAUUACAUGGAGAUGGAGACCACAAGGAGGGGGUGAUUUAUUCCAAGAACGAUUAUGUGAACGACGCGACAGUGGAGGUACUCCAUCGGUUGGAUAGUGGGCUUUUGGUGGCGGUGAGACAGGGCAACAAGUUGGGGACGUCGUUCCACCCGGAGUUGUCAGACGACGUGGCAUUUCACCGAUGGUUUCUCGAGGAGUUUGUGGUGAGCGGUUAGUUUUAUGGUACAAACGUGAAUCACUGGGAACCAUUGCAACCUCAAGUUUUGAUACUCUCCCAACUUAUAGCCUUAGGAAUAAGCUUAUACAGACCUAUACAUUCUUAUACAAACAUACAUGUUUACAAACAGAUACAACAAACACUGUCAUCUGCACAUUC